This is a messenger RNA of Vespula vulgaris, 1650 nucleotides long. RefSeq names its product beta carbonic anhydrase 1 (gene CAHbeta). Gene Ontology annotation, molecular function: zinc ion binding; carbonate dehydratase activity. The transcript has 6 exons. The record is from RefSeq and is a predicted model, not a curated record. NCBI's taxonomy places the organism in Eukaryota, Metazoa, Arthropoda, Insecta, Hymenoptera, Vespidae. Bases 315 to 1082 code for a protein of 255 amino acids.
UAUUGAUACAUGCAUGUAUGUUUUGUCUUAAAUGGGUUAAAUCUAAUAUUAAAUUUGAAUUGCGCUGCCUCGCACAUAAAUUAAGUAAUUAAUAAUCUAUGAUUGAUAUUAUGGAUUAACGGCUGUAACUGUUUUUAAAGAUAAAUAAAGCUAAAAUUAAUGCUGUCAAUACUCUGGAAAAAAAGUCGAUCAAUAACAGAGAUAAUGAAUGUUUCAAACUUCACGCCAUUAAAUCGACAAAUGGCGGAUUUGUGUACUAUCAUCGUUCUAAACGUAAGCAAGGCAAUUAGUCUCUCUCGACGCGAUUCGUAAUAAUGGAUAGAAUAAUUAAGGGUAUAAUGAAAUAUAGACAAUGUCAUAGAGAAGGAAUGGUGAAACAAUUUCAAAAAGUCAGAGAUCAUCCCGAGCCAAAAGCAGUAUUCUUUACCUGCAUGGAUUCCCGGAUGAUACCAACUAGAUUUACGGAAACGAAUGUUGGGGACAUGUUUGUCGUAAGAAAUGCAGGAAAUCUGAUUCCACAUUCUCAACAUUUCGUAGAUGAACUCACUAUGUGUGAGCCAGCUGCUUUGGAACUUGGUUGUGUUGUCAAUGACAUAAAACAUAUUAUAGUUUGUGGACACAGCGAUUGUAAAGCUAUGAAUUUAUUGUAUGCUUUGAAGGAUGAAGAAUUUGCCUCUCAGAUGAAUCGAAGGAUAUCACCAUUAAGAGCAUGGUUGUGUGCACAUGCCAGUAGCAGUUUAGCUAAAUUUCAACAGCUUGAAAUCACAGGCUUUCGGGAGCCGAUUCUAUUUCAAGCAGAAACGCCAUUACGGAAAUUUGUUGUUUACAUUGAUCCUGAAAAUAAGUUUGCCAUAGAAGACAAAUUGUCUCAAAUCAAUACAUUGCAACAGCUUCAAAAUAUAGCCUCUUAUGGUUUCCUAAAGAAAAGAUUAGAGAGACAUGAAUUACACAUUCAUGCAUUAUGGUUUGACAUUUAUACAGGCGACAUUUAUUAUUUUAGUAGAGCUAAUAAAAGAUUCGUUGAAAUAAAUGAGUUGACAGAGACACCUUUGCUCAGAGAAAUCAAGAAAUAUUAUUCUUAGGCGUUUUGAUCUUGAGAUGGAGCUCAAAAUCUCAUGCUUUGCGAUUUAAUCGUGUAAAGAUUCGUGAAUUAUCUUUCACGAGAGAUCGCUCUGUGAUUGCAUUUUUUAGCCAUUGUUAAAUUUGAUCGUCCAAUUGUAUGCGACGUACCUGAAAAUAAUGUUACAUUUUUUAUUUCUUUUUAUAUAUAAUACAAUUUCUAUUGAUUUUAUAUAAGCAUAAUAUUUCGAACAACGAAUAGGAAACAAUCAUAUUGAACAAUUUAUAAAAUAAUAUAUUUUCUUCUUUAUCAUUGUAUUACACACACACACACACACACAUAUGUAUAUAUCAUAGUGCUAUUACAUGCAUAUAUGUAAUAGUAAUUUGAUGUUAAGAAAGCUAAAACUGCACAAAGUUAAAAAAAAUGAAGCCUACAAAAAAUGAAGAUUAUUUUUGGAAAACGUGAUUUUAAUAAGACGUAUGUUACCUAUAACUUAAAGAAUUUAUAUCUAUAGACAUUAUUUUCUUACGUAUUGUACUUCUUAAUUUAAUGCAAUAUAUAUAUAUAUAUUAUAUUAUGUACCUAUA